UUAUGUAGGCGGACCCUCAUCUGAGUCAUGACAACGACUGCAAUCCGAUUUAGUUGAUGAUCGGCUUUCAAGGCGUUCGUUUGUCUGUUUUUCUACCUGGUAUUUCGGAUAUGUCUCCACCUAAGCCGAUCUUGUACUACGACGAUCGCAGUCCCCCGGUGCGCAGUUGUCUUAUGCUAAUUAAGCUGCUGGAUAUUGAUGUGGAGCUACGGUUUGUGGACCUCUUCAAGGGCGAGCAGUUCCAAAAAGACUUUUUAGCGUUAAAUCCUCAGCACAGUGUUCCCACUUUGGUGCAUGGUGAUCUGGUUCUGACCGAUAGCCAUGCUAUACUUAUUCACCUGGCGGAAAAGUUUGACGAAAGCGGUAAUCUGUGGCCCCAGGAGCACGGAGAACGAAUGAAAGUCCUGAACCUUCUGCUCUUCGAAUGCUCCUUUUUGUUCCGGCGUGACAGUGAUUUUAUGUCGGCGAUUGUCCGCCAGGGAUUUGCCCAAGUCGACGUGGCGCACCACGAACGGAAGCUGACCGAGGCGUAUAUCAUCAUGGAGCGCUACCUGGAAUGUGGCGAUUAUAUGGCCGGGCGCCAGCUGACGCUCGCCGACUUUUCCAUCGUGACCACACUGAGCACCGUCAAUCUCAUGUUUCCCCUGACGCAGUUCCCACGUCUGCGACGCUGGUUCACCACGAUGCAGCAGCUGGAUGCCUACGAGGCCAACUGCAGCGGAUUGGAGAAGCUGCGCCGCACGAUGGAAAGCGUCGGGAGUUUCCAGUUCCCAUGCUCAUCCUCCGCCUCCUCCGCCGAGGAUAUGAAAUAGUUCUAUAUGGUUAUUAAAUGGUGUGUUUAAUUUGGCAUAAGCCUGGGGUGUAAUUAAAAGUUUGCUUUUCAGGAGAAAGGUAUACAGUGGGAUCUGUCAAAAAACUUUUUGGUAAAGAGAUGCGAUAGUUUACUUUAUAUAAUAUAUACACUUUUCAGAAAUUAAA
This is a messenger RNA of Drosophila gunungcola (fruit fly), 978 nucleotides long. It is a transcript of the gene GstE14, whose product is annotated as glutathione S-transferase E14. The record is from RefSeq and is a predicted model, not a curated record. The transcript is spliced from 4 exons. NCBI's taxonomy places the organism in Eukaryota, Metazoa, Arthropoda, Insecta, Diptera, Drosophilidae. Bases 57 to 812 code for a protein of 251 amino acids. Gene Ontology annotation, molecular function: glutathione transferase activity. Gene Ontology annotation, biological process: glutathione metabolic process.